CAGGGAGAGAGGAGCCGACGCUUAACUCUAGGCAGGAGUGCGGCUGGGCGCAUAGAGAGCCGUCAAACCGUUUCUCGCAUCGAUCCAACCGCGUCGACGAGCUGUGCUGAAUCGGCGCGCACGCAGUCGCACAGUAAAGCUGCAUCACUGACAGCACACAAAAGCAAGACAAAAGCACAAAUGGGUGCGGGAGUGAGCGGCAACCAAGGCAAACCAUCCAUCCUCGCGGGCGCCGGUCGCGGCCGCGCCUUCGAUGCCGAGACCGACGCGGCCGCGCUGCGGCUCCUCGAAGAACAGAAACAUGUGUUCGCCGACUGGUCAUCAGUACGACAGAGCUUAGAAAAUGGUGCAAUCAUACAAGGCCGCGACCGCAACAUCCUGGACGCACUCGUGGAGCUCGACGCGCGCCUCGACUUAACAGCAUACACGACGACCGCGAAGCGAUUACUACAGGACGCGACGAACAAAGUAAAUCCCUUAGAAGGCUGGACGCCGUCCGUGCCGCAAGGCGAUCUGCUAGAAGCCCAUUCCGAAGAGUGGCGAGCCAUGGAGCGUGUCGGUUUGCGCGAAGUCGGUGCGUGCGCGUUUGUGCUAGUUGCUGGUGGGUUAGGUGAAAGACUAGGCUACGACGGCAUCAAGGUUUCUCUACCAGCGGAAAGCACGACGGGGACGUGUUAUCUGGAGUUGUACAUCAAGACGAUCCUCGCGUUCGAGCGUAGAAGUGCCACUACUCAACUACCUUUAUGUUUGAUGCUCUCCAAGGACACGGAAGCCGCGACGCGCGCUCUACUAAAAGAGCAUAACAACUUCGGCAUGCGUGCCGACCAGAUUUCGUUCGUGGUCCAGGCGGGCGUGCCGGCGCUUAGCGACGACAAGGCUCGUUUCGUGUUAGAUCAUGACAAUAUACUGUGCAAGCCCCACGGCCACGGCGACGUCCAUUCGCUACUAGCACAGAGUGGCUUACCGAAGAAAUGGCUCGACCGAGGGUUGAAACGCGUGUUUUUUUUCCAGGACACGAACGCGUUUGCCCUUCGAACACUACUCCCAGCUCUCGGUAGCGCCGCGUCGCGAAACUUAGAUGUAUGUUCUACAUGUGUUGAAAGGAGAGCGGGCGAGGCCAUGGGCGCCUUAUGUCUCCUCAAGAAAGAUAAUAAGUCACUGUUGAAAAACGUGGAAUACAACCAGUUGGAGCCGUUGCUCCUCGCAGCGACGGGCAAGGGCGACGUCGAGACUCCAUCACCGUACCCGGGCAACACGAACCAGCUCAUCAUCUCAUUACAAGGUGAGCACGGCUACGUUGCUACCUUAGAAAGGACGGGCGGUAAUGUACCAGAAUUUGUGAACCCGAAAUUCAACGCAAAUAGAACCUUCAAGAAGCCCGCUCGUUUAGAAUGCAUGAUGCAGGACUACCCUCAGUUACUACAAGGUGGUUCGGUGGGCUUCGUUACUUUAUCCCGGAAAGCUGUGCGCGAGUACGCCCCGGUCAAGAACUCUCCGGCAAGUGCGAUCGAUAAAGUGAAGCAGGGGCUGGACGCGCACUGCGCUUCUUCGGGUGAGGCCGACUUCUACGCGCUUCACGGCGAUUUUUUGCGUUGCGGUCGCGACGUCGUGAUUGGUGGCAAAGAACCUGGCGUAUACCGAGGUCUAUCUAUCGAAAUGCCGCCGCGCAUUGUUCUCUCUCCCUCGUUCGCUUUGAUUGAGGAUGAUGUCAUCAGUAAAGUAAAGGGCGUCACUGUGAAACAAGGAGCUACUCUAGUGAUCGAGGGCGAAGGCUCGGUCGAGCUCGAGGAUGUUAUAGUAGAGGAGGGUUCUGCAUUGCGCAUUUCUACUGGUGAAGGGGUGGUGCUGCGCGUGCUGGGUUUGAAAGUUGCGAACGCCGGGUAUCGGGUCGAGGCUCCGGGUGUUACAAAAGCGGAGGUGAUCCGAGGCUUCCGCAUUGUGAGAAGGGACGAGACUCAUCUGAAAUUUGAGGAGCCGGGGUCCUACGCCGUCGCGCCUUUGGAUUUGAGUAGUGACGACGAGGACGAAGACGACGCGUCGCGCCUUCCUCUAAUACUCGGCGCGGCGGCGGUGGCGGUUUUGGCUGUUCUGUUGAUGCGGUAUCGUAGGAUAAGUUAGACUUACAUUAGA
This is a messenger RNA of Pelagomonas calceolata, 2130 nucleotides long. The record is from the annotation of a GenBank genome assembly. Lineage: Eukaryota; Pelagophyceae; Pelagomonadales; Pelagomonadaceae.